AUGGAUGUAUCGUGCUCUGGGUGUUAUCAACAAAGUCAUUACUGCCUUUCUAUGUCAGCAUGGAUGUAUCGUGCUCUGGGUGUUAUCAACAAAGUCAUUACUGCCUUUCUAUGUCAGCAUGGAUGUAUCGUGCUCUGGGUGUUCACAACCAAGUCAUUACUGCCUUUCUAUGUCAGCAUGGAUGUAUCGUGCUCUGGGUGUUCACAACCAAGUCAUUACUGCCUUUCUAUGUCAGCAUGGAUGUAUCGUGCUCUGGGUGUUCACAACCAAGUCAUUACUGCCUUUCUAUGUCAGCAUGGAUGUAGCGUGCUCUGGGUGUUCACAACCAAGUCAUUACUGCCUUUCUAUGUCAGCAUGGAUGUAUCGUGCUCUAGGUGUUCACAACCAAGUCAUUACUGCCUUUCUUUGUCAGCAUGGAUGUAUCGUGCUCUAGGUGUUCACAACCAAGUCAUUACUGCCUUUCUUUGUCAGCAUGGAUGUAGCGUGCUCUGGGUGUUCACAACCAAGUCAUUACUGCCUUUCUAUGUCAGCAUGGAUGUAUCGUGCUCUGGGUGUUCACAACCAAGUCAUUACUACCUUUCUAUGUCAGCAUUGAUGUAUCGUGCUCUGGGUGUUCACAACCAAGUCAUUACUGCCUUUCUAUGUCAGCAUGGAUGUAUCGUGCUCUGGGUGUUCACAACCAAGUCAUUACUGCCUUUCUUUGUCAGCAUGGAUGUAGCGUGCUCUGGGUGUUCACAACCAAGUCAUUACUGCCUUUCUAUGUCAGCAUGGAUGUAUCGUGCUCUGGGUGUUCACAACCAAGUCAUUACUACCUUUCUAUGUCAGCAUGGAUGUAUCGUGCUCUGGGUGUUCACAACCAAGUCAUUACUGCCUUUCUAUGUCAGCAUGGAUGUAUCGUGCUCUGGGUGUUCACAACCAAGUCAUUAUCGUCUUUCUUUGUCAGCAUGGAUGUAUCAUGCUCUAGGUGUUCACAACCAAGUCAUUACUGCCUUUCUUUGUCAGCAUGGAUGUAUCGUGCUCGAGGUGUUCACAACCACGUCAUUACUGCCUUUCUUUGUCAGCAUGGAUGUAGCGUGCUCUGGGUUUUCACAACCAAGUCAUUACUUCCUUUCUGUGUCAGCAUGGAUGUAUAGUGCUCUGGGUAUUCACAACCAAGUCAUUACUGCCUUUCUUUGUCAGUAA
Molecule: messenger RNA, 1182 nt
Organism: Dreissena polymorpha
Lineage: Eukaryota; Metazoa; Mollusca; Bivalvia; Myida; Dreissenidae
Exons: 4
Coding region: 1-1182 (393 amino acids)
Source: RefSeq, a predicted model, not a curated record